Miscanthus lutarioriparius is the source of this 795-nucleotide messenger RNA. The record is from the annotation of a GenBank genome assembly. NCBI's taxonomy places the organism in Eukaryota, Viridiplantae, Streptophyta, Magnoliopsida, Poales, Poaceae.
AUGGCUCACCUGCCGGACGAGCUCGUCCGCGUGAUCCUCCUCCGCGUCACACCCGACGACCCCGCGUGCCUCCUCCGCGCCGCCGUCGUAUGCAAGAGCUGGCGCCGCAUGCUCGCCGACCCCGACUUCCGCUGCCGCCACCGGGAGCUCCACCCGACGCCUCACGUCGCCGGCUUCCUCCGCAUCGUGAGCGACGCCAUACCCUACAGCUCCCGCUUCGAGUCCAUCGACCCCACCUUCCGCCGUCCCGCCACCCGCGACCUCCCGGGCUGGCUCGCCCUCGACUGCCGCCACGGCCGCGCCCUCUUCGCCACCCCAGCCCCAGUCGGGGGCUUCCCGGUGGUUUUGGACUUCAUCGUCUGGAACCCUUUGACGGACGAGCGCCGCCGCCUGCCCCAGCCCUCUCCCCGCCCCACGGCCCCAUCCACUGGCCGCUCCACGGACCGCCCCCAUUUCAACGCGGCGGUACUCUGCGCUGCCACUGCUGAAGGCUGCGAUCACCGCGGCUGCCACAGGGGCCCCUUCCGCGUGGUUUUCCUCUUCAGCACCUCGACUCGCACAUGCGCGCUCGUGUACUCCUCUGAGACGGAUGAUUGGAAAUACGUAACCUCUACUCCAGGCCACAAUCUGUACUCCGUCGACAACAUGCCAUCUCCGAGCGUUCUCGUAGGAGACGCCCUCUACUUCAGGGGCAGUGGGAACUACCACGCUUUUGAAUACCAAGUAACCACCCAUCGCCUUUCGGCGAUCUGCAAAUCCUCAGUCAGCAUCCCUCAUGGCCACGGCGGAUGGUGA